AUGAAACAUGCAAUUGCAGGAAAAGAAUUCUUGCUCUUAAGAACAAUCUUUUACCGAUUAUGCAAAUUAGCCGCUUUACCAUAUCUCGUUCCAGUCUUUGUUUUUGAUGGAUUCUCAAGACCUGCUCUUAAAAGAGGCAAAAAGACGCCCUUCACACGCACGCCAUCGGGAAGGAACCUAUUUGGCAAGCUAGAGAUACAAGUCAAACAACUCGUUGAGGCUUUUGGUUUCGUUCUCUUACAAGCUCCAGGCGAAGCAGAAGCAGACUUAUCCGAUUUGAACAGAAGAGGCUUGAUCGAUGCUAUCUUAAGUGAUGAUAGCGACUGUUUUCUAUUCGGUGCCAAGACUGUAGUCAGGAACUGGGACAAAGCAAAGCAAGGUGACUAUGUCUUCGUGUAUCGAGUGGACGACUUUGCAAAAGGAUUGGAUGCAGCUUCCUGUGUUUUACUGAUUGGAUUACUCGGUGGAGGAGACUACGAUGUGAGCGGUGUACGACAACUUGGAAUACGAACUGCGAUCGGACUUUCAAAAUGUGGCUUUGAUGACCGGCUACUGAAAGCUCCUCCGCGAAUCAAAUCGGAGGGCAAGUGGCAAGAAUUUUUACAGGAAUGGAAAGAUGAUAUGAAAAAAGAGCUUCGCACGAAUGCAAGCGGGAACCUGAGCAGGAAACAAUCCAAACUUGCCAACUCA
Molecule: messenger RNA, 690 nt
Organism: Meira miltonrushii
Lineage: Eukaryota; Fungi; Basidiomycota; Exobasidiomycetes; Exobasidiales; Brachybasidiaceae
Product: PIN domain-like protein
Exons: 3
Molecular function (GO): 5'-flap endonuclease activity
Source: RefSeq, a predicted model, not a curated record